AUGUCGGAAUCAUCAUCAUCAUCACUCUCAUACUGGUUUGACUCCUUACUUCGAAAAAACGUUACAAAUACUCCUGUAACGCGUAAUCGAUCGAAUUGCGUAUCGCAUACAGCAGAACGACCACCACCACCACUCGAAAGUGAUACUUGGUCACGCAUUCGACAUUUUUUUCACAUUCCUGCUGCAACUAUUUCUUCAGCGAUGACGAGAGAGUCAUAUAUAUCAAACUAUCGAGCGAUGGGUCAAUUCUUGGAAAAACCGAAGACCGAUAAACACAAUGCCAAUGGUAAAAAUGAAGAUCUUCGAUAUGGUCUUGGAUCUAUGCAAGGAUGGCGUGUCGAUAUGGAAGAUGCGCAUGCAGCAGUCCUUAAAUUAGAUGAUAAUCGUUGGUCAACUUGGUCCUAUUUUGGUAUAUUCGAUGGUCAUGCAGGGUUUCGUACAGCAGUUAAAUCAGCUGAAAGACUUCAUCCACGUAUUAUUUCAUCACUGAACGGAUUAGUACAAGAAAAUGCUAAUUUAAAAUCCUCACAAAAUGUAACAUCAUCACAACUUGAUUUUAAUAAAUUUGAAAUGGCUAUGAAAGAUGCAUAUUUCAAAUUUGACAAUGAAUGGAAAGAAGAAAAUCGUAAUAAUAAUCCAGAUGAUAAAAGUGGUUCAACAGCAAUUUCAUGUUUAAUUGACCUUGAACGAAUUUAUUUUCUCAACGUUGGCGAUUCACGAGCUAUACUUGUAUCGACUGAUGGCCGAAUUCUUCUUGCUACGAAAGAUCAUAAACCAAAUGAUCAAGCGGAACGUCAACGAAUUCAAGAGGCCGGUGGUACGGUUCUUAUUCAACGAGUUAAUGGUUCAUUAGCUGUAUCACGUGCUCUUGGCGAUUUUGAAUAUAAAAACAAUUCAAAUCGUCGGCCAGAUCAACAACUAGUUUCACCAGAACCUGAAAUAACUUUCUAUGCGCGUCAAGCAAAACAAGAUGAACAGACUGCUUUUAUUGUACUUGCUUGUGAUGGUAUUUGGGAUGUAAUGACAAACGAAGAAUUAGGAACUUAUAUACUUGGCCGUAUGCGUGUAACCGAUGAUCUUUGUGAAAUAGCUAAUUCAAUACUUGACAUGUGUUUAUAUAAAGGUAGUAAAGAUAAUAUGAGUUUGAUUAUAAUUGCAUUUAAAAAUGCACCAAUACCAAGUCCAGAAUGUAAAGCAAAAGAUGAAGCACUUGACAAUGAAAUUCGAAAGAAGACUGCUGAAAUUUACAAUCGAAAUCCAAAUAAGACCAGUUUAGAUGCUAGUACAGUUUGGCAACAAGUUGUGACAUCCCUCAAUGAACAACCAUCGAUUCGAGAUGCACUUCCAAUUGGCGGCGGUUUUAUUUCAAAACGUUCUGUUUUUGAAAGCACCUAUGAUUCAAUGUGCAAAGGAACAAAUAAUGCAACAACAAAUUCAAACAGCGGGACGUUAAGAAACAACGAUCAUGAUGAUGAAAAAGAUGAACACGAUGAUAAAUCCACACCAUCGAAUUCUUCAUCUGGCGAUAUUCCAUCAAAAAAUAGCACGAUUUCGACAUUGGCGCAAUAG
Messenger RNA from Rotaria socialis, 1569 nucleotides. Lineage: Eukaryota; Metazoa; Rotifera; Eurotatoria; Philodinida; Philodinidae. The record is from the annotation of a GenBank genome assembly.